AACGUUUUGAUCCAAUUCACUCGAAGAGAUCGGGGAGGCACUCUCACCGCUAUGAAGCGAAAAGAAACGACAACUGGCGAAUCGUCAUUAUUCGGCUGAAAUGAUUCGGGUUCUCGAGCUAACAGGCAUAUAAGAAACAUGCGGAUAGGAUACGACUCGAAAAUCCAGAAAGAGCUGUAGUUUCUGCAGUGUGCGCACCCUUAAACUCGGAGGAUUUUCCCCCGUCGGCCGCUUCGCACCGACCAGGCAAUGACAACGGCCUCCGCAACCCCGCAGCAGAUGAGAGAGCGGCUGCUGCAGGCCAUCGACAGCCAGAGCAAUAUAUGUAACAUGGUUGCAGUCCUUGAUGUUAUCACCAAUUUGGAGAAAUAUCCAAUCACUAAAGAAGCACUUGAGGAAACUCGAUUGGGAAAGCUUAUUAACGAUGUCAGGAAGAAGACGAAAGAUGAAGACCUUGCUAAACGUGCCAAGAAACUGCUUCGAAACUGGCAGAAACUGAUUGAGCCCAGCCAAAAUGAUGCUCCUUCUCGAGGAGUGCCGGGCACCCCAGGCUCAGCCAACGGCAGUUCUCAUCCGUGCCGAACAGACACGCCUCCAUCCGUUCCCCCACCCAGCAAAAAGUCUCCCGAACUUAAGAACAGAAAUGAUGUUCACAAUACUUACUCAGCUACAGCGGAAAAGUCUAGAAACCGAAAACACAGGGGGGACCAAAGGGAUAGUCCGCAACCGCCCACUAAAAUGCACAAAACAUUAUCCUACGGGCACACGUUUUCCACCACCCCUCCAUCAAAUGGAUUUAGCGGCAGCCCGGAGCCUUUCCUAGAAAAACAAGAUGAUGCACCUUCUGAUAGAAACUGCCCAGAGCAUCUAGACAAUGACAAACAAAACAAAAUCCCUGUUAAUGCUGUUAAGCCUCAUCCGAGUUCUCCAGGGCUUACCAGACUCCCCAGCACUUCAUCCUUACUCAAAACGUCAGUGUUACAGCAGCAAUCAAGAACAGAAGGAGAUGGAGGUGACAAACUUUCAAUCAGUAGUCCUCAAUUCUCAUUAAGUCCACAUACUGUAGCUCGUGAGACAGUGGCUAAGAGGUCUUCAGCUUAUGCAUCAAAAGGGACUCUGUUGAGCCCAUCUCAUAACUCUGCCCAAGUGCCCUCUCUUUUGCCUUUAACCUCCCCAAAUCAAAUGUCUCACGCUGACGGCCGUCUAACUCUAGACCUAGACGACACGGAGGUUCCCUUCAACAGAAAUAUCGAGAGAACCUCUGAAUCCCUUCAUAACAGUACAGCACAGGAGCCUUCAGAACUGUCCCGGCACAAUUUCUCACCCGAGGUUCCUAAAGGUGGGACAGAAAGUGCGACCUUGAACAAAAAAAGAAAGAAGUACAGGUCCAGAGACUACAUGGUAAAUCUUCAAGGCCAGUCCUCGGAGGACAGGACGAAGCCCGUGCGCUUAAAAGAGCGCAGGUUGACUUUUGACCCAGUGACGGGACAAAUCAAACCCCUCACUCCGAAGGAAUCUCACCAGGAGGAGGAAUGCCAGGGACCACCAGUUUUCGAGCCUGUAAGGAUCGAGACCCCCCAACAGAGGCCACCUACGACUGCUCAAAAUCCUUUCCAGCAAACGAACUGGAAAGAGCUGUCCCGGAACGAGAUCAUUCAGUCCUACCUUAGUCUUCAGAGCAACGUUCUGACCUCCUCCGGAGCUCAGACCCACGGCGCACACUUUUUCAUGACCGAGUAUUUGAAACAAGAGGAAAACGCCGUUAGGGAAUUGCGGAAGACUCACGUUCUCGUCCCGAACGGCUCCACCGACGAACUACCCGGCGCGAGUCGAGAGGUGACGCACGAGGACCUCCAUAGAAUAGACAAAGAGCACUGGCCGGGAGUCAAUGGCUGUUAUGACACCAAUGGAACCUGGUAUGAUUGGACAGACUGUAUAUCAUUGGAUUGUCAUGGUGAUGAGACCAAAUUAAAUAUUCUGCCAUAUGUCUGCCUAGACUGAGAAAGCGGCUCUGAAUGGCUUUUGGUUUUCAUUGCCCCCCCCACAACUGUGAGUUUAAAAACAGAGUCAGAACUUCUUUAUAUUCAGUACUGAAGUUUUCUGAUCCGUGGAGUGAAAGGAGGGGGGGGCUCUUCGGUUUUCUUAAAUAAUAAUAAUUAAAAGAAAAAAAAGCUAAUUAAAAUAGAUGUCCUGUUUGUAAUGUGCUGCUACCAACAAAAAAUUUGCAAACUAGAUUUGUAAAUGAUGGCUCAGUCCGAGUACCUGGGCCAGUUAUUGCACAGUGUGUAUAGGAGUCAGAGCACUAAGCAGUGCAGGUUGGAAAGCAAGUCAGAAACUUUGGCAGUUACAAAAACAAAAAGAAGAAAAAAAAAAAAAAGCUUUAUGUGACUUAAAGAAUAAAUUAUACUUUUUUUUAUCAUGUAUGCAUCUAUUUAUUUGACUUGAUCAUAUAUUUUUUUUCCUACCAGAAGGUUUAUCUGCCAAGAUGUGUGAAUAUACACACUUAUUUUUAUUUUUAUUCCCACCCCCCCACCACUCUUCUUCUCCCCCCCCCAUCCCUCCAUUUUCUUUGUGAUGGACAUGCGGUGUGUACAUUUUGUCUGUCUCGUGCCAUUGCAUUGCAGCCACCAACAUUCCAUGUGAUCCUGUGUAUGUGAUUUCCUCCAGAAGAAUCUAUUUGCGAUGGGGUUUGACGGAAGGUAUAAUAGAUAUAUAUUUGCUUAGAUCGGUAUACAGAUAUCCAAGAAAUAAAGGUUUAUUUCACUUCAUGCCGCACUUGAGGAGUGGCAGCGGAGAGUGCCGCCUCUCUUUUAUUUAUUUAAAGAUGCUGGAAAUGUACUCGUUACCAUUCCUUUAGACGAUGUUUGCCUUAACUGGACACAGGAGAAAAAAAUAAUAAUAAUUUCGGGAAUUUAGAGCAUUUUGUUUUUUUGUAUACGGUUUCCAGCCCAUCUCUCUGUCUGUCUGUCUCUCUCUCUCUCUCUCUCUCUCUCUCACUCUCUCACUCUCUCACACUGACAGUAAAUGUGCAUUAUCUGCAUGUCUGUACAUAGUUCUUUCAGUCCAUGUAAACUGUUGCAGAGUGUUUGUUUAGUGAGAGGUGAUCCUUUGUUUUGAAGAUCUUUCACGUUCAUCGACCGGUCAGUUAAUUUAUAAUGUAAUUCUACUACACUCAACAUUUCCAUGGUCUCUCUCUCUCUCUCUCUCUCUCUCUUUCCCACCUUCCUUCCCUUUUUAAAAUUUAAAUCUGGUUUGUUUCAUUUUCAUAAAGGUUUUGUUAAAAGGCAGCGAGAGUCAUUUUUGCUGCUGACUUGCAAACACUGUGUGCUCUGCUACUUUCGUACCAAUGUGCCUUUAAUGUAUAAAAAAAAAAGGAAAGAAAAAAAGAAGAAAAAAAAAGAAAUUGGAAUGGCUUCAGCUAGCUUCACUUGAAAAGUACAACAUGUUUCUUAAUACCAUGUCCGAUAUUGCAGGGAUACACAUUGUUUUUUUUCUGAAGCAAUGAGCUCAACCCUUGUUUAAGGGGAUCAUGAAUCUGCAAUAAAACCAGAUGGCAAACUAUUCUGAUCAGUUGGUUGAUCAAUACUUUUAUUUUUUGUUUUUUUUUUUUGUUCAGU
Hemibagrus wyckioides is the source of this 3617-nucleotide messenger RNA. RefSeq names its product cofactor required for Sp1 transcriptional activation, subunit 7 (gene crsp7). Gene Ontology annotation, molecular function: transcription coregulator activity. Bases 250 to 2001 code for a protein of 583 amino acids. The transcript is spliced from 3 exons. Gene Ontology annotation, cellular component: core mediator complex; mediator complex; nucleus. The record is from RefSeq and is a predicted model, not a curated record. Gene Ontology annotation, biological process: regulation of transcription by RNA polymerase II; positive regulation of gene expression. Lineage: Eukaryota; Metazoa; Chordata; Actinopteri; Siluriformes; Bagridae.